This is a messenger RNA of Exserohilum turcica Et28A, 948 nucleotides long. RefSeq lists its product as uncharacterized. NCBI's taxonomy places the organism in Eukaryota, Fungi, Ascomycota, Dothideomycetes, Pleosporales, Pleosporaceae. Gene Ontology annotation, molecular function: calcium ion binding; monooxygenase activity. The coding region runs from base 1 to 738 and encodes 245 amino acids. The transcript is spliced from 4 exons. The record is from RefSeq and is a predicted model, not a curated record.
AUGGAUUCCAGGGCUCAGGAAAAUAGCGUACCCGUAUACGCGAUAAGCGAGGUACCGGUUACUGUGGAGAGAAAGCCAUGGUUCAACAUUGAUGACUCCGCCCUCCGACACCCAGCCGUAGCACGUGCAAACCUUGCACCUUCACUAGAUACGCCUCAAGGAAGCACUCAAGAUGACUGGGCUGAAAAGCAUUCGCAUCAAACCGUCCUCCAACAGCACUGCGAUUUUUUCGACCGCGAUGGCGACGGCAUUCUCUGGCCGCAAGACACAUUCGUUGGUUUCUACCGCCUAGGUCUUGGAAUUUUAUUUUCUGCUUUCGCCGUCUUAGUCAUUCACAUCAACUUCUCAUACCCUACGUCUCCGGGGUGGCUACCAGAUCCCUACUUCCGCCUCUUCCUGAAAAACGUGCACAGGGCGAGACAUGGAAGCGACACAGGCACGUACGAUACCGAGGGAAGGUUCAUCCCAUCCAAAUUUGAGGAAAUUUUUACCAAAUACGCGGGUGGAAGAGACUACUUGACAGUUCAAGAUUUGAAAAACACAUUGAUGGGGCAGAGAAACAUCAAUGACCCUAUUGGUUGGUGUGGGUUCAUUUUUGAGUGGACCGCAACGUAUCUGAUGCUUUGGCCUGAAGAUGGUCGGAUGAUGAAGGAGGAUAUUCGCGCCGUGUACGACGGAAGCAUAUUCCAUCGAAUUGCAGAGAAGCGCGAAAACAAACUGCAGCAGAAGAGCCAGUAGGCCAAUGGAACGGCCACACAUCUCUAGUUCGUGCAGACAACAGCCAUGAACUCCAACAAGGGAAUGGCUAUUACUCCCCUUGAGAGGCUCUUGAUUGUUGUCAACCGAUAAUAGAUUGCCGCUUGUUCAUGUAGAAACGUAUAGCAGCCUAAAAUAAUCUUAGAAGGCGUUGACAAGAGGUGUAGCUGGUAGUUUGUUACUGCUUAGUCA